UGGAGUGAGGGGCAGCAGAUGAUCAAUGGUACUCCUGUAUAUAUGUACCAGGACUGCAGCGUCCUCUCUGAAGGAGACACUGACCACUGGCUCCGCACAAACUGGAUCUUCCGAGGGGCGGUCUCCUCUCGCAUCUUUGUGGAGCUGAAAUUCACCAUUCGAGACUGCAAGAGUUUCAGAGGAGAAAUGGUGAGCUGCAAGGAGACAUUCAACCUCUACUACAUGGAAUCAGAGCAAGAUGUGGGCAUCCAGUUCCGCCGUCUCCUCUUCACUAAAAUCAACACUGUAGCAGGUGACAACAUUUUCACAGCUCGAGAUGUUGAGGUCGGCUCACUGAAGUUGAACACGGAAGUAUGCUCCAUUGGGAAGCUACAGCAGCGUGGUUUUUAUCUGGCUUUCCAGAACUCAGGAGCGUGUGUGGCCUUGGUUUCAGUGAGAGUUUAUUACAAGACCUGUUCAGAUACCAUUAGUGGAUUGGCCCAUUUUCCAGAGACGCUUGCAGGUCCUGAGGGUCUAACAGUAGUGUCUGGCGUCUGUCUGAAGAAUGCAACAGAGGAGGCGGGUGUUUCACCCAAGAUGCACUGCAGUCCCAAUGGGGAAUGGUUGGUGCCAGUGGGCAGGUGCACAUGCGUCAUUGGUUUUGAAGAGGUCAAAGGAAGAUGUGUGGCCUGCCAGCCUGGAUUCUAUCGUCACUCUCUAGAAAUGGAGCAGUGUCUGAAAUGUCCUCCCAAGAGCAUCUCCCACUCUUCUGCCGCUACAAGCUGCCCCUGCAUCCAAGGCUUCUUUAGGACAUCCACUGAGGACCAAACUGUGGCCUGCACAAGCCCUCCUUCUGCUCCACGCCAUCUCAACUUCUCCCUUGUGGGGACACAGAUUUCCCUUUGGUGGCAACCUCCCCUUGAUCGGGGUGGGCGCCAGGAUCUCACUUACAGUGUUUCAUGCCAACUUUGCCAUUUUCUGGUGUGCGAACCUUGUGAAAGUAGUGUGAUGUUUUCCCCCAGUGCUUUAGGCCUUCUCAAGCCAAAUGUGGUCGUGGAUGGUUUGGAAGCUUAUACCAAUUAUAGCUUCACUGUACGGGCUCAUAAUGGAGUAUCAGGGCUCAGCCUUGCCUCACGCAACAGUACCAGUUCCCCCGUCUGGGUGUCUGUGGGCCAUGCAGCUCCAGUGGUGGUGACCAAUAUCAUUUUGGACAAGCAGAAUGACAGCAGCCUCUCUGUGACUUGGCUCCCUUCCCGUCAUCGCAGCCAGAGCUCUGUAAACUAUGAGGUUCUAUACUUUGUGAAGGGAGAAGAAAAACACUACACCGUUCAUCACCUUCAGAAACCUCAAGUAACCCUGGCCAACCUGCAGCCUGACACAGCCUACCUGCUGCGUGUGCGAUCCAUCACACCGUUAGGACCUGGACCAUAUUCCCAGGAGCAGGAAUUCCGCACUCUGCCGCAAGACACCAGUAUGCUUCCUGGAGGUGUGAUUGUGUCAAUUAUCUUUGGAAUCCUGUUGUUCAUUGGGCUGAUCACUGGGCUCAUAAUCUUCCAUCGAAGACGAGCUCAUCAUCACCGAGCACGACCAUGCCACAAUGGCUACAACCGAGAUCUCCAACCAUAUGAGGAUCCCAGAAGGGGUGUCUUAGAAUUCACAAAGGAACUUGACCCAUCUCUUGUCUCCAUUGACACAGUUAUUGGUGAAGGAGAAUUUGGGGAGGUCUAUUGUGGUGCCCUGCACUUCCCAGGGAAAGAACGUAUUGUUGUGGCCAUCAAGACCUUGAAGUCAACUUACUCAGAUUCAACCUGGUGGAAUUUCCUCCGUGAGGCAACUAUCAUGGGCCAAUUCAACCAUCCCAACAUUGUCCGGCUAGAGGGAGUUGUCACAAAACGGAAUCCAAUGAUGAUUAUUACAGAAUACAUGGAAAAUGGGGCCCUAGACACCUUUUUAAGGGAGAACAUCGACAAGUUCAGUUCGGUGCAGUUAGUGACGAUGCUGCAGGGCAUUGCCUCAGGGAUGACCUAUCUCUCAGACCGCAACUAUGUACAUCGUGAUCUAGCUGCCCGCAACAUCUUGGUAUCACACACCCUUCAGUGCAAAGUCUCAGAUUUUGGACUUUCUCGAAUCCUGGAAAACGAUGUGGAAGGAACAUAUGAAACAAAGGGUGGAAAGAUCCCUAUUCGGUGGACAGCUCCAGAGGCCAUUGCGAAUCGAAUCUUCACCUCUGCCAGCGAUGUCUGGAGUUUUGGCAUCGUCAUGUGGGAGGUGUUUUCAUAUGGAGACAAGCCCUAUGGGGAUAUGUCCAAUCAGGAGGUGAUGAAAAGCAUAGAGGAUGGGUACCGACUUCCCCCACCAGUGGACUGUCCCUCUAUCCUUUAUGAUCUGAUGAAAGUGUGUUGGUCAUACGAUCGGACACGGAGGCCACGUUUCCGGGAGAUCCAGGCUCAACUAGAGCACUUCCUUUCCAGCCCACAUUUGCUUCGAACUGUGGCUGAUUUUGACCCUCGGGUGACCCUUCGACUUCCAAGCUGCAGUGGGUCCGAUGGGAUUCCUUAUCGGACUAUCCCCGAGUGGUUGGAAUCCAUCCGCAUGAAACGCUACAUCCUCAACUUCCAUACGGCUGGCCUGAACACCAUGGAAUCUAUCCUGGAUCUGUCUGCUGAGGACUUGAAGCAAAUGGGUGUGGUUCUUCCUGGCCACCAGAAGCGAAUUCUGUGCAGCAUCCAGGGAUUCAAAGAGUGACACGUGCCGCCAUACGGUGCCGAGCAAGAAUGGCUGCCGUCUCCCUUUGCAGAAGACAAAAA
Molecule: messenger RNA, 2786 nt
Organism: Protobothrops mucrosquamatus (brown spotted pit viper)
Lineage: Eukaryota; Metazoa; Chordata; Lepidosauria; Squamata; Viperidae
Gene: EPHA1
Product: EPH receptor A1
Exons: 16
Coding region: 19-2724 (901 amino acids)
Biological process (GO): axon guidance; protein phosphorylation; cell surface receptor protein tyrosine kinase signaling pathway
Cellular component (GO): plasma membrane; neuron projection
Molecular function (GO): ATP binding; transmembrane-ephrin receptor activity; protein binding
Source: RefSeq, a predicted model, not a curated record